AUGGCACGCACAAGCGAACAACAGUCCAGACGCAAGCGUUCGCGCAUGGCUUGCGAGCCAUGUCGAGACCGAAAAAAGAGGUGCAACGGAGGGAUUCCUUGCUCCACCUGCAAUAUUUAUGGUUAUAAGUGUUACUAUCAAAAGUUAACACGCUCUAAACGAAGUGUCUCUGCGCUACGAUCGACCUCAGCUCAAGUUUCACCGAAUAUUCCAACCAGCCAAGGUGCGCCAACAAACGAAAUAGAUAAUUGCGCUUUCGCGGAAUCCCUGGAGGCAAACUCUGGAGCAGCCUUCGUAAGAAAAGCUGGACUCAAAAUAGAUCCUAUAAAUGCACCUAAACGAAAUCUCUUUGGUUGGAAUGUUGGCACCCGUCAGUUGCCUUCCAAUGUUGCUGCUGUGUCUCCCCUAUCGAUCGUCGACAUCGUCUUUCUUGAUGAUAUUAAGGCACUUUCCAACGUUUAUUUCACUAAGGUUGACCCAUUCUACGGCUUUAUAGAUGUCAGUGUAUUUUCUGUCCGCCUAGAAGCGCGUUGGCAACCUCGCUUGAAUGGUGACGUACAUGAUGCUGUGCUAGCGGGUGUUGGCGCUCUUGGUUCGCUCUUCUCACAGAGAAGAAUCAACAACACAGAAGCCCAAUUGGUGGAAUUAGCUCGCUAUAUUUUAGAUGUUCACGUGGAUUAUGGGACUCCAUCAGCAGAAUUGGUGACUGCCUGGGUUCUUCGAGUGAUUUACUUAAGAUUGACAGCCCGUCCAUACCCUACAUGGAUAGCAAGCUGUACCUUGAUGCACCUGAUUGAGGCCCACCAUUUCCAUCAAGACACAACAAACACAGAUUCUCUUCCAAUACCGACAGUAACCGACACCCAAAUUCGAAACCGACUUGUAGGGGUUGCACGACAUCUCAAUUUGUGGAUCUCUUAUGAUUUAGGUGUCUCUAGGGUUUCACUUGCUAACGGUCCUUCGACAAUUCUUCCAUCAGGCACCAGCAAUGACUCGACAGUAGAAAUACUUAAUCUCUUACCGAUAUCUACUUGCCUAGGUCCCGAAGCCACUUGUGACGACAGGAAAAUCCAGGGGUUACUAUUACAGACCUUGAAAGGAACUCACAUACAGCCGCCAUCAGUUCUUGCUCAAUGCAAUCUGGUCUUAUGUCUCCUUCGGCGUCUCCAUAUGACAAACAUUACCUCUUCGUGGAAAACUAUUGAGCUGGUACUGGACUUGUUUGGAAGAAGUCUACGUGCAGUCCGAAGUCUGGUAUCAAAUUGUUGUCCUUGGCAUCAUGUAGCUAAUGUGCCUUUCAAUAUGAUUAGUAUUCUCCUCGAGAUGGAGAACAGCGAAGCUCUCACACUUCUAUCACAGGCUAUGGACACACUCAAAUUUGUCGUAUCCAUAUACGAUACGGAAACGAUCAAAGAAGCCUACAGUACUGCGUAUAUGCUUAUUCUCCUAUACCAACGCCGCAGGCAUGAAGAUGCGGAGCUAAUAUUAAAUAAAGUGUUGCAAAUUCAUAAUUUGCUCCCAGAACAUGAAUCACCAGUUCAGAUAUCAACAUCAUGUCCCGAGGAACAACCCUGGUUGCAAAGCCUAUUACCUGUUGCUGAUGUUUCAGGGCUUUUAGGGGUCAAUCUUUUUCAAUUUGUACCAGAGGAUCUAGAAAGACAUCAAGAAAAUGCAACAAUGGCUCACCCCUUGCAACUCGCCGGGAACCUUGCCCGCGCCUAUCCAUGGGUGUCAGCUCCCUUCAUCGUGAGCGCACCAAUGCGCGUCAUGUCGGGACCAGCCCUAGCCCUUGCCGUAUCGCGCGCUGGCGGGCUUGGAUUUCUAGGACCAACUAUCAAAACGGUUGAUAUGGUAGCUGAUCUUGAGAAGGUUGCGGCAACCAUCGAGAGCUCCCGGGCAUCAUCUACCUCGGCAUCACAUACAUCAUCCGAAUCCAAUAGUUCAUUCUCAACUGCACCUUUUCUCCCUGUCGGUGUCGGUUUUCAACUCUGGAGUGAUGACAUCGAAACUGCAAUUGGGGCCAUUAAAAAAUAUAAACCCUGCGCGGCUUGGCUUUACGCCCCGCGAGAAGGGCAGGAGGAUAUUGAUGAGUGGUCACGCAGAAUCCGCAGUGCAUCGUCUCAUACCCAAAUAUGGGUACAAAUUGGAACACUCAAAGAAGCAAGGUCACUCAUUCAGAGCUCUGAACGGCCAGAUGUAAUUGUUGUUCAAGGAUCAGAGGCUGGGGGUCAUGGCCGGGCCAAAGAUGGGCUUGGACUUAUGGCCUUGUUUCCUGAGGUUGCUGAUGUCCUGGCUAGUAGUCAGAUACCUAUUUUCGCAGCCGGUGGAAUUGCAGAUGGGAGAGGGGCUGCAGCGGCGCUCUGUCUUGGGGCAUCAGGGGUGGUAAUGGGAACACGAUUCCUUGCUACGAGCGAAGCACGCAUUAGUCGUGGCUAUCAAAAUGAGAUUUUGAGGGCCAGUGAUGGAGCCGUGACUACAACACGAACAUUGCUCUAUAAUCACCUUCGUGGGACGAUGGGCUGGCCCAAGGAGUACAGUCCACGCACCAUUAUAAACCAGUCUUUUAUUGAGCACCAGGCUGGGCGACCAUUUGGGGAGCUGAAAGAGCGUCACGAUCAAGCUCUAAAAGCGGGUGAUAAUGGAUGGGGUCCGGAAGGAAGAUUAGCUACAUACGCAGGUGCUGCCAUUGGCCUAAUACGUGAAGUGAAAGAUGCCGAUUCUAUUGUUCAUGAAGUUCGACAAGAUAUACAGAGAAGACUUUUAUUUUAUCAGCAGGCGAAACCGAAAGAUUCUCAAACGAAAAAGGGAAAAUCUGGAAUUAAUUAGAAUGAUGAACAACAAACUUACCCUGUAAAUUUAGAAUCUUUAAUGCCUUAAUAUUCUCUUAAUUUGUGAUUUUUCACUGUAUAAAAUGAGCUUUGCAUAAAAACAAAAAAAG
Talaromyces proteolyticus is the source of this 2938-nucleotide messenger RNA. RefSeq lists its product as uncharacterized. The transcript is spliced from 2 exons. Gene Ontology annotation, molecular function: DNA-binding transcription factor activity, RNA polymerase II-specific; nitronate monooxygenase activity; zinc ion binding. The record is from RefSeq and is a predicted model, not a curated record. Lineage: Eukaryota; Fungi; Ascomycota; Eurotiomycetes; Eurotiales; Trichocomaceae. Gene Ontology annotation, biological process: regulation of DNA-templated transcription; response to xenobiotic stimulus. The coding region runs from base 1 to 2826 and encodes 941 amino acids.